AUGACUGAGGUCAUGAAUGGAUCUAUCUGGUUGGUGGCCAGUUCUGAGUUACCAUUAGUUCCAGAUCCAUCAUGGUUUCGAGCUUUGACAAGCUUCAAGGCCUACCUACAGCAACGGUCUGUGUUAGACUACGACUUGAUUAGCCCUCGCUAUGACAUUAUUCGAAGCUUGGAUAACGCCAAGAGCUCCGUCGCUUUCUUUCGACUCUUCACCACUAAAAACAUCAAUCCAACCCUUGUCGCCUUUAGCUGGCUUCAAACUGCCAAUUACACUACACCAUUCGGCGCUUCGAGACGAUUGUACUGA
Fusarium venenatum is the source of this 306-nucleotide messenger RNA. Lineage: Eukaryota; Fungi; Ascomycota; Sordariomycetes; Hypocreales; Nectriaceae. The record is from RefSeq and is a predicted model, not a curated record.